Messenger RNA from Durusdinium trenchii, 1277 nucleotides. NCBI's taxonomy places the organism in Eukaryota, Dinophyceae, Suessiales, Symbiodiniaceae. The record is from the annotation of a GenBank genome assembly.
CUUGGAACCCACUGAAACCAUUCUUCGCUCGCCAGUCCCGCCCGGCCCCGGCUCUUCCGAACCCCGGGAAACCGCGGGGUGGGGGGGUUGAAGGAGCAGGACGAAGCGGCGGAUGGAACUCUUGAAGGGCGCGAGCAUCGCAGGCCAACGCCGCGAGGGGCAUCAAACACCCGACAGCCCGGUCAUGGCCGGAUCUAUCUCGGGUGGCUCUCCAGCAGAUGGCCUCACGGGGAUUGACACCCCGGUGGAUCACGGCAACCGACUAGGUUCUGCAGCAGAGUUGCAGCGCCAUGCGGAAGCUCUUCGAGAGGAACUGCACCACAUGGCAGAGGCACAAGAACUACCACCGCUUGAGGAGCCGGCCUCAAGCAGUAGCGCGCCGCCACCGGAGCAGGACAAGAAGACUCAGGGGAGCACUGAAACGCAAGCCCAGAUCUCCUUGGGCACGGUGGGGCACCCUGUGUCUUGUGGCCAAGCCUGCCGGUAUGUGAAGCGCAAAGGGGGCUGCCGUGAGGGGGCUGCUUGUCUUUGCUGUCACCUUUGCUUCUGGGUACGCCACAAGGAUGAACAGCCGCCAGCGAGGCGUAAUCAGGCUAACCAAAGGAGACCGAUUUCCUCAAUGGGUACUGUGGGUCACCCGGUCUCCUGCGGAGACGCUUGCUCUUUGGCCUGGACCGAAGGUGGGUGCCCCGCUGGAAGUGCAUGUCAGCUUGAGAGUUCCGGUACAAGAGCAACAGUCACAACUUCGUGCGUGGCGGAUUCUGAAGUGCCACCGGUGUACUCCUGAGCCCCUGCCAGAGGUGGUCACCUAUCAGGGUCGAUUUCAUCCUCACCACCGGAGGUUAUUGGAACCAGGUGCUGCUGGUGCUGAUGUCACCCAACCUGCCAUUGCCUUCUCUGUGGGCUCCUUUGGCCAUCCCUUCAGCUGUGCGGAGCCUUGCAAGUACGCACACAAACCCAGAGGUUGCAAGGAUGGCCAAAGCUGCAGCCGCUGUCAUUUUUGCUCUUGGCAUAGGCAUGCGCCGCCGACACAACUUCCUUGCACGCGAUGGGAAGGUGUCAUCCAUGAAAGCCUUUGACCAUGGCCAAAUACCAUGGUGGACAUGAGACAAACUGGAACAGGGCGUGGCACGGAAGGUUUGAGACCAGGCGCUUAAAGCCACUCUCAAAACACCAAGCUGCCGCUGCAAGCAUAGCUGAGUCUGUCAGAGGAACUUUUACAAGGUGAAGCCGGAGUCGGACUCAUCAGUGUGAGGUUCACACCAUGUUUUUCGCAG